Molecule: messenger RNA, 3655 nt
Organism: Folsomia candida
Lineage: Eukaryota; Metazoa; Arthropoda; Collembola; Entomobryomorpha; Isotomidae
Exons: 10
Coding region: 96-1043 (315 amino acids)
Source: RefSeq, a predicted model, not a curated record
CGCCACAGCAUGAUUAUUUAUGACCCAAACCCUACUAAAUUACUUAUUUCAGACACUAUUACUGGUCUUAAGAGCACGUGAAUUGUAAAUUAAUAAUGGCGUACGCAGAAAAACCAGCGUUUCUCCAGUUUUUCCAAAUCAUCAUGCUCGCCAUUAGUCUCGGCUUGGAGUCAUACGCCUUCAUGAUUGACCGAGGCUGGAAAAAAACCUUAAAUAAAAAUGGCAAAGGCCGCAUUUGUCCUUGGCUGAUCCAAAACGUGAACGAGGAGAUGUAUAACUAUUACAAGGCUCAACUACCAGACCAAUUCAACGGAACUGACAAUUCCGUCGAGAAGAGAUUCUUCAUGGAAAACAUUAGCCGCGGAUCUGGUGAAGAAACGGCAGCCAUUGCCUUAAUUUCGUUCUCCAUUGUCCUCCUCUUGGUCCAUCUCGUUUUGGCGUGCAUCUCAAGGAAUAAUUCUUACAGGACGAAAUGGACUGCGUCGGUGCAAGGAAUUUCCGUUUUUGCGAGUGGAUUUGCUGCAAUUUUUAUCGCAAUCUCUUCCCACGAAUAUCGAAGUCUGUACCACAGUUUGAGCAGCAAACUCCUAGAAUGCAUCCUCUUACCGACUUGUGUUGAUGACGAGUACAAAAACACGACGGUGACGAGCAAAUAUCUGAAACUUCAAGGGUUUAAAAAUCCUGACGAAAGUGCGGAAAAAUUGAGAAAUGUAUUCUCCAAUAACUACGUGUGUCAAGCAUACGACAUGAAAAUUGCUUCUGCGGCAAUUUGUGGAGUCAUGAUUUUGCUCAGCUUUAUAAUCAUUUGCAGCGCUAUGGAUUUGACCACAAUUUACAAUGAAGAGGACGUGGAUGAAGAAGAACGCAAAAGGCGACUAGCCUUCCAUAUGCAUGCACUACACGUCAAGCGUCGCCAGCACACCAAAUCUCAAUCCCAAAUUAACAUUGGAGACUCGGAAGAGAUAACUGACCUGGAAAAACCCCAAGGUUUCAAGGCGAUGGGGUCAAGGGCAAAAUUGAAAUCUAAAGCGGACGAGGAUUAAACGGUCGUCGUAACAAAUUGACCUUGAAAAUCAGUGUUCGUUCGUGUACAUUUUCAGGUUUAGUUUAUUGCUGUGAAAGACAAACAACUUACUUAUUCUCCUGUGAUCCCAAUGCAAGCCGUAUCAAUCUCUCUCUCUCUCACCCACUCUGCCAUGACAUAGAAUAACAAACAUUGCAUUAAAGUUUGUGGUUCAAACAGCAGACUUUCUCAUGGAAUAAUAAUCUUCUUAUAACAUUUCCAAAACCAAAAGCGCAGAUUAAUUCAUGUCUGCGGCAGCAUAUUGUUAGGAAACAAACAAAUUUUGCUCUCUUUGUCCAAACACUUGUCGAAUAGCGGCUCGAUCUCAUCAACUUUCACCUUGAGCAAAUAAUCACGACCAACUUUCUCUCCUGUCAUUUGCUGGCUGCGUGAUCAGACCGUGAUUCCAAUUCCAAAAUUCCAAUUCCACCAAAUCCUACCUAUGGUGCACGAUAAGGAAGAAGACAAGUGUUUCUCAACUGAGAUCGUGUCCAGAUUCACGGCACGAAGGAAAGAAAGAAGUUGAUAAAUUUUGAGAGAAGAAAGCGCAGCUUUUGGUGGUCUGAAUUCACAGAGAAUGAGACGAGACCUAAGCAAAUAUCUAUAAAAGAGUAGUCCUUGUUAUUUUCUCUGUCCGUUGUUCUCUGUUCCGUCCUCAGAAUUCUCAAUUUGAUGCAACAUGCAGUAGUUGAAUUGAGUUACGGAGAGCUCCUCUUUCUCGACCCGAAGCGCAUGUGAAAGUGGAUCUGACAAAAUAAAAAGUCGGACGAACUGUGUCAUCCUUCGUAUGUUGGGCGUCCAUAGGAGAAAGUUAGUCGAAACCAGCGGUGGUGGUGGUGCUGGUUGGUAGGUAGGUACAUAUACGGAUAGAGAGAAAUAAGGACGUGUAGAUGAGGAAAAGCUCAUUCCUCGUUCUCCUUUCUCUCCUUGAGGACAUCAUCAUCAUCAUCUGCUUUCCCCAACUUUCUCCCUUUUUCGUAACGUCACGUAACUAUUCCUCUUGGUGUAUUUUCUGUAGGAAUUUCCCAGAUUAACGUUAUUUUGGAAACGUGCUUCUUUUCGACGGCCUGUUAAACAUACAUACAACGAAUCGAAAGCUUAAUUAGCUUCCUGCUAGUUCUAGGUGUCUUGAAAAGGUAGACAAUAAUAAUAAUAAAACACUUUACGUAAUGCCAUAUAUUGGCUGGUAAAUAAGCAAGGAAGGAAAAUGGACAAAAAAUAUGAUGGUGAGAAUGAAGGAUGCUGCGGAAAAUGCAUGUCUUGUCUCAUGUGUUGCAAUCUCCCAGCUUCCGCUGGAGUGAAACUUGUCUCCAUUUUUUCGAUCUUGUUUGGACUCUUGUACUGCUGUCUGGGGGUGUGGACGUUGAUCGUGACGUCAUCAAAUGGCGACCUACCUCCUCGACAACAACUCUUUUACGAAGUUUGGACCGGGUCGGAGACAUCGAGUGACCCAUAUCAAGGGAUUUAUGUCACCAGCCCGAAGAAAUUGGUCCCCCUGAAUGCCAACUACAAUUGUCUCAUUGCGCUGGCAUGUAUCGCGCUGGCAUGCGGAUUUGUGAGAACUCUUUCAAGUAUUUUCCUCCUCUGGAACUCGGUUGAAAAGCAUAGCAUUCUUCCUGGAAAAGUCUGGAUUUGGUUGACGACCAUCGGAAUGACCACCGUGGUCACAUAUACCGUCGUAUUUCUGAACAUCACGGGCUUCAUCAGUGACACGCCUUUCUCUCCCAUACGCGUUCUCAAUGACAAGUUCUCCUUCUACAUUCUCAUCACCAUCUUCCGGUUCAUCUGCUUUUCGGAUAUCUUCUUAUCCAUCUACUUUGUCUUCAUCGUGCUCUGGUUCGUCCGAACGCGAUAAGCAAAUUUAUCUAUCGCAUGCGCAAGAAAUGUAAUGUUAAUACGUAGAGAUGAAGAUGACAAGGCUUGAUAAGCUGAUGUUGAAUUGAAGGGCUGGAAUCUCAAUUUAUGCAUUUCCUUAUCACUCAAUAGAUAAUCUCUCUCACACAAAUAAUGAAAACCUUGUAACAUUACUCAGAAUUCUUAUACCUACAAAAAUAAUUGGAUUUUCCUGCAGAAUCUUAGAUCUUUGCUAAAUAUUAGUAUUAAAUUUAAAAUGGAAUCUCAACCCUUUUAUCCACUACUCAGUAUUAAAUAUAAGACGACAAUCUGUCAAGUAUAAUAAUUAUAUAUAUGUAGACAUCUUUUUCUGCAUGUCCGUGUGUCGUGUCUGUUGUUGUUACAGUCGAAUUAGUAAUUUAUGUGAUCAAAAGUACAUUAAAUGCAAUACGAGUAGGUCUUAUAGAUGAUGAUAUGUGGGCUUCUUGAUAAGAGGCAGUGACAUACAUGAAUCUCUUAUUGGAUACUCUUACCUACGUAGAAAAAUAGAGGUGAAUUUAGAAACUUGAGCUUUAUAAGUUUAUGUUUUCGUUUCCAAUUGUCCGACAUAAAACAGCACAACCAGUUAUUGUUAGAAUUUGGUUAUGACAGUGAGUGAUACGAAUAAAUUAUAGAUUUAUGUAUGAUAUUGCGAUGUAUGUGUAUACCGUAGCAUUAGUGACAAUACUUACAUACCGAAUAAAAGUAUGAAUACUGAAA